UGUCCUGUCGUGUUCCUCCCCAGGCCAGGGUGGGGAAUGAGAUGCUAGACUAUAAGGACUUGGCUGCGCUGCCUAAGGUCAAAGCCAUAUACGAGGUCCAGCCACCUGACCUCAUAUCAUCCUACCAGCCACAGAAUCAUCCUACCAUAUCAUCCUACCAGCCCCAGCAUCAUCCUACCAUAUCAUCCUACCAGCCCUACCCCAGAUACUCCUCAGAUGACAUAGAGACCUUCAGCUAUGAAGAGUCACUUGGGACUCUCUAUUCUCAGAAGCUGUAUGACAGUAUAGACAUGACACAGAGACAGUGGUCCAGCCCCGGCUACACAGACUCUCCCUCCUUCAACCGCCAAGCCAUGUCUCCCAUCACGCCUCGCUCACCACAGCACUAUGGACACCCCGUGCUGGCUGCAGGUUCUGAGAGUGGCAGGAGCUCGCCCUAUUACGGCACGCUGGAGGGGCGGCCUAGUACUCCUACCACAUACCACGCCCCCAAACAUUUCCAUGUACCAGCCUCAGGCGAACCCAACAUCUACAGCAAACCUCCCAUCUAUAAGAGAACGGACAAUCUCCCAGCCACCAAAAGCAGAACAAGUGAAGAUCUAAUAAAAUCCUCCAGACUCUCUAGCUACUCUCCAGAACCCUACACACAGUCAGAGUCUGACUACUACCCCUAUUCCAGCUCCCCUAAAGCACUCCGUGCUCCUAGGAGAAGGUACUCUACAGGAGGAGAUGAGGAGAACUGGAGUCACAGCAGUCUUCAAAGAAUCCAGAGUGGUAUAGGGAGGAUGAUCCUAAAGGAGGAGAUGAAAGCUAGAUCUGGUUGCUAUGACAACGACCCUUGGGGCAGCGCUCGGAACUCCCGCAGCAGCAGCAAGGAGACUUUCACCACUACCAGCUACAACAGCACCGGCUACAACAACACUGUCAAUGGCUCUCCUCGAUCCCAUUACAGCCUAGACAGUGACUUUUACAAGUCAGCCUCUCUACCAGGAUACAAGCGGAACGGUGUCAACAGGCCCCAGAGUGCAGCCCCAGACUACUACCAACAGUAUGACAGCAGCAGUGACGUCAACUGGGGAACCAGAGAAUACAAGGUUUACCCGUAUGAAGCGCUGAUAGUGACCACCAGGGGGAGACACAGACUGCCUAAAGAUGUAGACAGAGCCCGACUAGAGCGUCAUCUGAAUCCAGAGGAGUUCCUCCAGGUGUUUGGGAUGACCGUGGCAGAGUUUGACCGGAUGGCUCUCUGGAAGAAGAAUGAAAUGAAGAAACAGGCCCGACUCUUCUAAAGAGAGAGAGAGAGAGAGAGAGAGAGAGAGAGAGAGAGAGAGAGAGAGCGAGAGAGAGAGAGAG
Coregonus clupeaformis (lake whitefish) is the source of this 1353-nucleotide messenger RNA. Its product is annotated as actin-binding LIM protein 3-like. The transcript is spliced from 14 exons. NCBI's taxonomy places the organism in Eukaryota, Metazoa, Chordata, Actinopteri, Salmoniformes, Salmonidae. Gene Ontology annotation, biological process: cilium assembly; cytoskeleton organization; lamellipodium assembly. The record is from RefSeq and is a predicted model, not a curated record. Gene Ontology annotation, molecular function: actin filament binding. Bases 42 to 1289 code for a protein of 415 amino acids. Gene Ontology annotation, cellular component: actin cytoskeleton; stress fiber.